CGUGCGGCUUUGUGUGGCGGUGACUGUGACGGCGGCUUCACGAGCGUCGAACGGAAAAAAAAACAAAAAAGAACUUUAAAAAUUUCUAAAAAUUCAUUUAAAGCGCGCAUUAAAAGUGACACACAAUAGCUUUUCGGGGAACGCAAGUGCAACGUUGCGUAUGCGUAAUUUGAGUGACACUCAAGAAAAACACCUACAUCCACAGUCGCAGCAGCAGACUACGUGAAACGUGCCCAUAAAUACUGAAACAUUCUCAAGGCAAGGCACGCGCAAAUAAAAAAGCAAAAAUGUACAAGAGAAAGGCAUAAACUGGUAAUGCAAAAUAAUUGUUUUGCAGUACAAGUUCAACUUUGUUCAAAUAAAAACGAACUCUCCACACAAAGCUAAUCAAAUGCCAAACUACAUGUGAUUUGCGAUAAUAAUUUAAACUUCAAAAUCGAAUUUUCACGUGCGCCGCGUGAGUGCCUCAUACUUGUGAUUUAGUUAAUUAAACCGUAAACGCUAAGUAGACCGUCUAGAGCACCAAAUACACGUCCACGUCCAAUUCAAUUUGCACGAUUAGUCAGCAACACGUCUUUCUUGCUUAAUACCUGCCUCCGAAAUUGUCAAAAUUUCGCCAUCGCGUAUACACGCCGCCCCAAAGUCUCGAAGCGACUGCAGCUUUGAAGACAACAACACGCGCCCGCAUAGCAACAGCAUUGGGGCCGGAACCGACCGCUUGGGCCACAGUUCCAGCACAAUUGGGCGCAGUGUUAGACACAGGGGAAAACGUGAACGGGAACGCUUUAAGAAGCGCUUCAAUUGGCUAUUCCAAAUGCGGAUGAAAAUGACCAAACGCUUUUGGUUGCAUCGCCAGGAGUCAACCAAAAGUGAUAACUUUCCAAAGCCAAACGAAGUAACAGAAGGUGCCUUACAAGUGUGGCGUACACUUCCCGAACGCAUACGCCAGGAUCCCAGCUUAGCAUCGUUUCGACAGGAGCACGAGCGUCUACAUGGCGAUGCGGACGCCUUGCCACCGGAGCGAGUCGGCGACGAGCCACAGGACCAGAAUGGCCAUGACAAAGUGACGGCCAACGUUUUCACACAAAUCGGCAUCAAUGUGACGAACGAGGCGGGACAGGUGCGAGUGUUGGACGGCAGGGAUGUGGAGAACAACAACGAUGAUCAGCAAGAUGAGCCCGAGACCCACGGCACCAGCAAGCUGAGAACUUAUCUCACAUGGUUCAAAAUAACCAUACUGGUGGGGGUCUGGUGCCUGUUCACCGCCUUUCUGAUGUCCAACAACGAGCAUGUGGACCAACUCAGCCUCAUAAGUGUUCCUAGAAAUGGCUCCACGAAAGUCUUUCCCAUAACUACAGCUACACUGCAACGCAUAGGCCUGGGGCUUUGUGGUCCUUUCCGACUGCAGGAGAAUGAGCUGCAGCUGAAUGAUAGCAAGCCGUUGCCUGUGCUGCAAGUGCAGGUGACUCGAAGCUAUUACGACACGUACGGUAACGAGCUGUACAAGGAGCUGGCGAGCCAGCCAUGGCUGUUGGAUGUUGUCUAUUCGGAGCUUAUUGAUAACACCAAGGAUACGAAAAAGUCGCGCACCUUCGAGCUAACCCCCAGCGACUCUCAAUGGCUGUCGCUGACGAACAGCACGGAGCUGAACUUCGAGUUCAGUAGCACCAUCGAUGGAGAGCUACCGUUGCAGCUGAAUGUGGAUGAGUCACCCAUUUAUAAGAAGCAUGGCGUUAUCUAUGCCGCCGUGGUGCUCUGUGGUCUCUACGUGAUGAUCAUUUGGGAGAUUGUUAAUCGCACUUUUGCCGCCAUCAUCGCCUCAACGCUCUCGGUGGGCAUUUUGGCAGCGCUCAACUCAAGACCCUCUAUGGCCACCAUAAUGGGUUGGAUUGAUGUGGAGACGCUGUUGCUGCUCUUUGGCAUGAUGAUACUGGUGGCGAUAUUAUCAGAGACCGGCGUGUUUGACUAUCUGGCUGUGUAUGCCUAUAAAAUAACGAACGGCCAUGUCUGGCCCCUUAUCAAUUGCCUCUGUCUGUUCACCGCCAUUCUGUCCUCCUUCCUGGACAACGUCACCACUGUACUGCUCAUGACACCCGUGACGAUACGACUUUGCGAGGUCAUGUCACUCAAUCCUGUACCCAUACUCAUGUGCAUGGUGAUCUACUCAAAUAUUGGCGGAGCACUGACGCCCGUUGGCGAUCCACCAAAUGUGAUCAUUGCAUCAAACAGCUACAUAUCAAAGAAUGGUGUCAAUUUUGCCAUCUUUACGCUGCACAUGCUGCCAGGUGUUCUUCUGGUGAUGAUACAAACCUAUAUACAGUUGCGCUUCAAGUUCCGCAACAUUAGCGACCUCCAGUUCAAGGACUCGCCCGAAGUCGAGGAGCUGCGUCAUGAGAUCCAUGUGUGGAAGCGCGCAGCGGCCAGUCUCUCGGCGUACUCCAAAGACGAGGAGCUUGUGCGACAGACGCUCAUGAAGAAGGUGAAUCGCCUAAAGCGCAGCCUUAAGAAGCGCAUGACAUCGGUGAUCGAACCAGCGCCCAACUAUGAACAGACCCUGGCCAACUUGCAGGCCAAGUACCCCAUCCGUAAUAAGCAACUGCUGAUCAAGUGCACUGCCGCUUUGGUCUUCGUCAUCAGCCUGUUCUUUUUGCACUCUGUGCCGGAGCUGCAGCGUCUCUCUCUGGGCUGGACGGCCUUGUUGGGUGCCAUUUUUCUCAUCAUUCUCGCUGACAUUGAGGACAUGGAGGCCAUUUUGGCGCGUGUGGAAUGGUCUACAUUGCUGUUCUUUGCCGCCCUCUUUAUACUAAUGGAAGCUUUGACUGAACUGGGCCUAAUCGACUGGAUUGGCAACAUGACGGAAGGCAUUAUAUUGGGAGUGGGCGAGGAGCAUAGGCUGAUGGUCGCCAUUUUGAUUAUAUUAUGGGUGUCCGCCAUAGCCUCGGCGUUCGUUGAUAACAUACCGCUGACCACCAUGAUGGUCAAAAUAACCAUAUCACUGGCCCAGAACAGCACACUGAAUUUGCCACUACAGCCACUGGUUUGGGCGCUGGCCUUGGGCGCCUGCUUGGGCGGAAAUGGCACACUUAUUGGUGCGUCUGCGAAUGUUGUUUGUGCUGGCGUUGCUGAGCAACAUGGAUACAAAUUUACAUUCCUACAGUUUUUCAAAGUUGGUUUUCCGAUCAUGAUCGGCAGCAUUGUGGUCACCACGGGCUACUUGCUGUUCUCGCACUCGUUGUUCGCGUGGCAUUGAUGAAAGGCCCCUAGCAGCAGGGAAUUGACUCUGUCGGUUUCUGAACAAGGCGCACUUUACCUCGUUACCUAAUGCGAAAAUUUCAAUAGAUUCAAAACAUUCGAGAUUUAUGCCAACUGCUGCAGUUCAAACCAACUGAUCAACAAACAAACAAAUAAAAACCACCACGCCGAAACAAAGAAAUUUAAAAAUGAUCUAGGAAGCUAAGAAAACAACAACAAUUUAUGAUAAAUUAAAUUAAAAUUCUAAACACACGAAAUAAACAACAAGAAAAAAUUACAAACAAAAUAUUACAAAACAAUUAUUUUUACACGUCGUUGUUAGUGUAGUAUUUAGUCUAAUGAAAAAAUAAAUAUACAUAUAUUUAAUUAUUUUAAAAAUGUCGCUGAACUGUGAAACACUUGUUAAAUGUUUAAAUGUAUAAUGAGGAUCAGGACACAGGGAAUCGAAAUGAAUAACUGUGCGCAACAAUAUGCUCUAAUAUUGUAUAAACUAUUGUAAUUGCUCGAAGAUUACAAUUUGUGUAAAAAAUGUCCCCCAUUGGCAAUUAUUAGCUAAGAAACCACACACCAACCACCCCAACAAACACACACACACACACAAACAAAGGAAUCAUGAUAACUUUCCUUUUCCUUUUUGUCGCUUAAUGUUUAAAGUAAUUUGAGUAAAAAGACGCAAAUGAAAAAUUACAAUUACAAUUUCGUUGCUUUAUUUGUUAUUAUAAAAUUUGAUUAUUUAUUAGAUAAAUGUGUAUGAAUAAAACAA
Messenger RNA from Scaptodrosophila lebanonensis, 4015 nucleotides. RefSeq names its product P protein (gene hoe1). The coding region runs from base 815 to 3250 and encodes 811 amino acids. Gene Ontology annotation, biological process: transmembrane transport. The transcript has 12 exons. The record is from RefSeq and is a predicted model, not a curated record. Gene Ontology annotation, cellular component: membrane. NCBI's taxonomy places the organism in Eukaryota, Metazoa, Arthropoda, Insecta, Diptera, Drosophilidae.